AUGAUGGGCGCGUUCCAGCGCUGCAAGCGGAUGUUCAAGACCGUUCGGGGCUUGUACAAGGAUGCGCCCCUCGUGUUCAUCGGCGUGCUGGUCGUCAUCGCGCUGAUCAUCAUGAUAGCUACUUUGUUCAGCAUGGUGCUGACGCGGUUGGUCGGCGGGCACGGCGCGCUGGUGGCGGACUUGGUGCUCUUCUGGCUGUUCGCGCGGCUGGUCGCCAGGGUGCUCAUGUUCCCGGGCUCGCUCAAGCUCUUUCAGCGCAACACGGAGGCCACCUUCCGUGCGGAGCUGUCGCGGCAGUACGUGCACUACCUGCGCCAGCUCUGGAAUUUCCUGCGCCGCGCCAACCGCCAGCUGGACGGCCUGCCGCGCGGCAUCAGUGCGGACGGCUGCGCCCGCGGCUGCCACAUCAUCGAGUCGCUCGGCGCUGGCCUGGCUCUGCAGGAGCAGGAGCACGGUGUGCGGCUGAGCAGGGAGCAGCGCUCGCUGAUGGAGCUCACGCAGGAGCUGGAGCGCUGGCUCGCUGCGACCCGGCUGGUGCACCGGCAGCUGCCGCACCAGCAACCGGAGCAGCAGCACACCAGCAGCCUCCAGUCUUUCUUAGGCUGGUGCCCCACCAGGGGCACCGCCGCCCUCGACCUCCCAGCGCAGGGUCGACCCAGCCCAUCCGUCUAG
Messenger RNA from Prorocentrum cordatum, 672 nucleotides. Lineage: Eukaryota; Dinophyceae; Prorocentrales; Prorocentraceae. The record is from the annotation of a GenBank genome assembly.